Sodiomyces alkalinus F11 is the source of this 2965-nucleotide messenger RNA. RefSeq lists its product as hypothetical. Lineage: Eukaryota; Fungi; Ascomycota; Sordariomycetes; Glomerellales; Plectosphaerellaceae. The record is from RefSeq and is a predicted model, not a curated record. The transcript has 3 exons. Bases 87 to 2885 code for a protein of 932 amino acids.
CUUACACUACGCGACUGGUCAAAGCCAUUCAAUUGCAACGGCAUGACGACCAAGAUUUGGCACAUGUCCACCUCAAACUCGCUCCAAUGAUUUCUAGAGCAGCUAAUCCUCGAAACAUUUGUAUACAAUGUCAAUUGAGAUUUCCUAACAAAUUUCGCCGACCAUGGACCGUUCGUCCAUCCGAAGCUGCUCCCAUACUCCCCUUUUCACGCCCUUUCUCUCGACACUACAGCUCUCCACCUGCAUGGGAACGACUGCAUGAGGCUGGUGCCUCCCACGAAGCCGUCAGAGAAGCCUCACGAGACAACAAGAAUGAAGACGUAGCAGCUUUUGACCAUGCCUCGCACAAGGAGACCCACGACGAGCCGAGUCCUACAGAUGCUUCGUCAAAUCCGGAGGGAGGUUUGCCGGAGGCUUCUCAUUCUCGGAGCAGACCAUCAGACAAGAAGAACAAGAGGAAAACGUCCAAUGAUAAUAAAAGCAAGGUCCAUCGGGGGCGUGUGGGCUUGCGUCGCGUCACUCUUAGCCCUGAAGAGCUGGGAGUUGAGAUGCUGGGAGAAAAGGCACAUACCAUCAUAAUGCGUGACGACCAGAGGCCAGACCGUUCGCGGCUCGUCGAAGAGAUUCCGCUGCCUGAAGACGGCACUUCCCCCGACUUGGCCGCCGAACUAAAAGAGUCGAUUGAAGCCUCUCGAGAUACGGCUUCCCUGGAAGAGGCAUACCAGAACAUCGAGGAGCUCCGCCCCGAGAACUCCCUACUCCCCAGAAAUGAGUUUGGGGCUCUCCUCGAAACACUCGCCGGAGGGUUUACCAAGUCUCAACUCACCUACUACCUCUCGACGAAAACGAAGGCUCGGUCUUCAUCUUCAUCCAAGACACCAGGUUCUGCACUCGCUUCAAGGGAAACACGGUCCUGGAUGGCUCGGCCUGUCGUCUUCCGCCCCCUGGAAGAGAUCGAGUUGCCAUCCAAACCGGGAAAGGACCGGGUGGCCUACUCUCUCAUGUCACGAGCCUGGGGUCUUGAUGUUUGGGAAAGAGUGGAAGGCCUGAACGAGAUUGUCGUUUCUUUCACCGACUCGGCUUGGGCAUAUCUCCAAGCGAGGCAUCGGGAUGGGGACUUGAUCGCAGAUAUUGGCCAAGGCUUUAUUCAACCGGGAGAGUCGGUGACAGGCAGUCCUGCAACAAAAGAGCUCCGCAUCAUGGCUAGAAAACCCGCUGGCCAGGCCAUCCUCGACCAUAUCGAAGACUUCCUCGAAAGUGCCGCAGAGGAGAAUUUGACACUCUUUCCCCGUCAAACUAAGUUGCCCGUUGCGAACAUUACCGAGAGCUUCAUCAGGAAGCUGGGCUCCCUUACCCAGACAGCACUCUCCCUCGACAGUUCUGGGAUCCUUCGAGUCUUAUCGUGGAAUACGACUGGCGACCGUAACGUAGCCGACGAUCAAAACGCAUGGGAAAGCAAAGCGCAUGUCAUCUGGCGCUUGUUAUACACUGCCUUUCUCAGCGUCCCGUCCACUGCCGUCGUUGAUCCCAGCUUCGUUCCGAGGCGUACCAGGACAUUCGCUUCCCAGAGGCGGGCGAGUAGCAAGAACAAAGAUCCUCUUCAGGUCCGGUUGGCUCCCGCCGUCGGUGACCAAGAACGGUGGACCUGGCGUCAUAGGCUACAGAGCUGGUCGCGUUGGAUCCUGCCUCUGGGUCGUGACACGGCUGAUCCGAAGCCACGAUACCGCUAUCGAUUCGGCCGUAGACGGGAUCUGGUCAAAGGCACCCCUCAGGCUCCUUUGUCAGUCAUCCGUGCUGCCCCAACGAUGCUUUUCCUCCCCAGCAACAAGGAGGCAGACGUGAUCGAUGACGAUACAGAUGAUACAUUGUCAUCCUGGAGCCCACCCGAGGAGACGACGUCCGUCACCUUCGGACACCUCUUGUUCCCCCAUGGACAGGGUGUCUUUCCUCUUGCUAGGGCACUAUCGCUUUCACCCUCGCAAGGUGUUCUGACGUCCAGCGAGACAGACAGCCGGGCUCCAACCCGCAUGUUCUCGCCCAUUGUUCCUCCUCCUACUGGCUUAGCCUCACUUGAUUCCCUAGCAACAACCGACGUCCCUGCGACCACGACGCUUGUCCUUCGCUUUGCCGUCGGAGUUGACCGAGACAAGCCCUUCUUAGAGAUCGCCAAGGACUCGGUCCGCUUGCGACCUUCUUCAGUGCCUAGCUACCUCCUAGAAGUGCACCUCGCUGUACCAGAUCAACUCCCUCUCGAUGGCCGUCUCACCUGGGAAAAUAGCCCCGAGAAACACGUCCACGUCAUCCUCAGCCGGGAACAACACGAUGUGACCCUCCCCGACCGCCCCGUUGAUCUUCGCGUCUACCGCUCUAGCAUAUCCAGGCUUCCCAACCCAGACAGCAUCCCCGCCAUUCGCCGCUUCGUCGACGCCUCCCUCUUCGACCUUGACCAAGGGAUGCUGCGCACUCCAGCUUUUAUGCACAUCCCCGCCGAUGAGCUCGCUGGACUGCCCAUGAUGAGCAACAGCCUGUCGUCAGCUCCAGAGCGAGGUGAACCAGCCGCCGGGAAACGGCAGCGAAGCCAAAACGCCCAGACAAGUGAGGAUCCUUCCGGCCCAGUGGACGAGACAUUCGCGUUCAUAGGCCUCGAAGUUCGGCGCUCCGUGACGCUGCACUACGAGGGACACCAGCUCAGGUACACGAACAUCGAGGCCGGGCUCCACGGCGGCCGGCGAACGGAGCUCUCGCUCCACAUGCUGCCACCGGCCGAGGGGAAGAAGCCGGGGACGCUUUAUCAGAGACGAUACAUUGAUCUCGCCACACGUUUAGCCGGCGACCAGCUCUUCCUGUGGCUGGGUGAGAAGCCGAGACAUGUCCAUGGUGCGUAAGGCGAGAACGGUUCACGGGCAGGGGAUACAAGACCCAGGAGAGUGAGGCAGAUCUAGUAAGCGAGAGAGCUCCAUCAGAA